GUGAUGGUGGUAGCUAAGCCGAUGUUGCGAAUGAAGCUGAGACUGUUUGUGGCUAUUAGCUCGGCUCUCAACCAAUGAAGGCUGUUGGAACCGAUGAGCGUACGUUCCCAGAGAGAGUCAGUCCAUCGGACGGAGGGAGUCGGAGCAUAAUCCGCUUGGUGCCUGAGAACAAUGGAAUGGUAGAGAGAUAUCGAAUGACAGAGACUACGCGGAGGUAUCGGCGGCAAUGGCGGAGGAGAUCAUCAAUCAGUCGAUUCGUUUCUUCAUCAUUCGCUUGCGUUUGUACUUGGAGCUUCAGGUUCGGAGAGGAGGGGCGUGCCGUGUUCUUGAUGGUGUUUCUUUGCAUUGACUUCCUCGCGUUCAGUUCUUUGGGUUUCUUUCUUUUCUCUCUGUUCCACUCUCCAGUCAGCGAGCGCUGGCUCAUUGGACAAGGACGAGAGAGAGGCGGGCAGCAAGGGCAUCGAGAGGGGUUCGUUCGUCGGGAUGUUUGGCCAGGAGGCAUGAUGGAUCCAUUCGGGGUUUUGAUAGUAGCUGAGAUUUGAUUGCAGGGUUUUGACAGGGAAUGAAUCGCAAGAAGAGGAGGAGGAGGACAGGCUGACGAGCGAUGGCCAUUCCGGAAGCGCACUCAAAUUCACACGUCAAGAUCCGCAUCUGUCCCCCUUCCAUCUCUUUUUCUUUAUCUUCAGAUCUCUUUGUACCCUUGCGUCGAAGCACACGAUUUGAUCUUUCUUAUCAUUCUUAGCAAUAAUUCGCUGAAGUGCUCCUUGUGAUGCGGAAAUCUCAAUCUCAAUAUUUCUCUUUUUCUUUCUCUCUCUCUGUCUCUCAAAGUGUUUGUGUCUAUCGAUCGAUCGGCCAUGUGAGGAUGAGAUUUGGUGAUUGGUCGUGGAUUGGAGGAGGAAGAGAAGUGUUGCUGCGACUCUGUGGCGGCCAACUUUUGAGAGCGAAACUGAAAUAUUUGGCGUGGUGUGAACCGCAAUCGAGAGCAGGGCGCUGCGGUCUUCGUGGAUUUCUUCUUCUUAUCUUGGUGCUGAUUGGGGUUCCUGGGUGAAGGGGGAUUGUGGAAAAAGAAUGAGGGAGGAUGGGGUACUCGAGAUUGCGAGGGUAGUGGUAUGUGCGUGGAAAUCAACCGAGGAACGGCGCGGGUUAGGCUAGAGAGGACGAAGGGCUGCUCGAGAAGCAGUUGAGCAGGGAGGAGCAGACUGGAUGCAGGGAUAAUAAACAAAAAGCACACUCAUGGCUCCUAAUGCAGCAGACGACAUAUCUCAAAAGGUCCUGAGACCUUUUCUCUUCCUCUUCAGCCGUCCUUCAAGCCUCUCGUUCCACGGCUCAAGAGCUGCCAAGAACGUGGGAAGAAUCGCUUCAUGCUUUAAGCUUCUUCUUGAUAGUAUCAGCUCUACUGAUCCUUGAAGUAACUACUGCUCAUUGGCCAUCGGUUCUUUAGAGGAGCAAUCAAGAUGGGUUUAUCAAGCUCACAAGAUCCUAGAACUCAACAGUGCAGUUUUGGCGACGAUGGCUCUGCAUGGAAAAGUAUAGAAGGAGCAAGGACAAUCUUGCCAGGUUUGGCCAUGCGUGUUAUGGUUGCGAUGAGGGAUGCAAGCAUGUGGAAGAGUUCGUCUCUGCAAGAAAGCCGAGACAAGGCCAACUUAGCUGUACUGGGUCUCCUUGAGUGGUUGGUAAAGGGGAACUCGGGGCUUUUCCGGCCGUUCGUUCUUAUGUGUCGACUAAUUUACCCAUCCCAAAGACUGGCAAGGAUAACAAUCAUCCUCCAAAACAGGACAAGUUCAUUGUCACAGCAAGUGCUAUAACCAUGGCUUUAAGGCCCUUAACUAUCUUGUCGGCAGCGUAUCCAGCUCAACUUGGAGUAAAUGAUGGCAACCGAACUUUAGAAGCCUCAUGUGUUUGCGCAGCUGAAAGUUUUGUUGCCCACAUUCUUACAAUACCUUUCCUUGUUCAGCACAUUCCUCCUUCACUUGUUCCUGCCCUUCAGCACUCUUCUGCGCUGGCACCUUGUCUUUGGUCAUUUGGGGUUUCUAUGAGCGGACCGAUGAAGGCUGCAACUUAGUCUCAUACGCAUAUGAGUAAAGAAGAGCAGGAACUUGAAAUAUUUCUCCCUUCAUUAUGAACUUUGGCUAAUAUGGUCAGUCUGGCUUCUGGAUCAGGCCCAGCAACUCUUGAAGGCAAAGAAAUUGCGGGACCGUUUGGUAAAGGAUUGGAUUUUGAGGAUUAUGUACAGGCCCUUUGUUGUUUACUAAGUGAUUUGAGACCCUAGAUUGAUAGCAAACAACAGCUGCAGCCGUUUAGAUCAAGGUAUACUUCUGAAGACUGUAAUGAAGGUGACGUAAAUCACUUUGGAAUAUUUAUGGACAGUGCUUGUAGUUCUAUAGAUCACAGUAGCAAUGAUAGUUUCACGACUGUGCAUCAACUUCUCCAGGAGAAUUUGGAGUUCAGACCGCAAAGUCAACCAUUCCAUCCAGCAGAAGCUCAUUUGCUCCAAAGACAGGAAUCAAGCUAAGAAUGCUGGUGGAAAGUGGGCAGCUGCACUUGUUUUGAGAAUGAGAACGAGAAGUUAUGGUGCUGAGGGAAGUACCACAGCGGAUAAAGCGGGAAGCUCAAAUUUGGAAACGCUGGAUUCUUUGAGGGAGUCCGAAGCUGAUUGGGGUGCUUCCCAAUUGUGGGCUUUAGAGGCAAUGAGAAAGGGGCAUGUUGGAGUUCCAUCAGAUGCUAUGCCAGUGGAUUCAAAAAAAAACUCCAUAUCCAGCUGCGUCUGCCACCAGUGCAUCUCCAACUGGCUGUGUGAGCUGUAUGUGAAUGCCACUGUUGCCGAUCAUGUCUUGGGCAGUGAGCUACUGUCCUUAUCUGCAGCCAAAGCGCAGGCGGAUGGAUCCCUGUAGUUGGAUCAUCUGAUGCAGUCAAGUUCAAGCAACGAGUGAUGAUGAUGGCGAGAGGUAGGAUUCAAGUUUUCGCUAUGUGAGUUAGCUCUGGCACUGAAAUGGAUAAACUGCCCACAUUGUGGACGUUGAUCUGGAAUUGGAUCUGAGCGCCUUAUCGAUCAAAGACCUGGGAGGUGAAGUUAGUCGUCAUGCUCAUAGUUCCGAUUUCGUUUGUUUGAAGUGGAUUGUUGACAGAGGAGCACCGCAGAUGCAGAGGCAGUGCCAAGCAGAGAUGUGAUCAGGGAGCUCUGUUCAGGGUUAAGUCACGACGAUCCCUUGUUGUGGACUGAAGAUUCAUCUCUUGUGGGAAAAUUGUUUGGACAGCAGUUGUGCAUGAGAUUGCGCAGUCUUUAUUCUUCCAGCAGUUAGUGGGAAGUUAGUGAGUGCAGUGUCAGCGACCUCGGUUGUUAUUGUACUGAAUAUGUUAUUGUAGUAUGCCGAUGGGGGCAAACAGGGAGGAAGAUAAGUAGAUGCUUGCUAGCUGGAGAUGAAGCAGUUGUAUGUUCGAUGCCAGCCAGGUAGCCACCUUUCUUGUUGUUGGGUCCCCGUGCUUGAAUUAGUGGGGAAGCGCCGAGCUUUCAUGCCGUAUGCUUGCGAUUUUGGGCAGAUCACCAACAACCCGCCGAGGUCUAGAAGCAAACCCCAAAACCCGACCCGCACAGCCAAUACUUUUUUCUAAGUUACGGAUCUGUUUUGCUGACUUACCUUACCUACAUUAUCGACAGGCAGUUCACCUUGGAGACGUGACGUGGUUAUGAGUACCAACAAGAGAAGGAGGAGCAUCUUGAGUUCACAAGGGACCAGAUGAGCAGGCUCCUACAUGGUUUCCAUGAUGUCCGGCAGAGCCUACAGUUCGAGUAAUUCUAGGAGUAGGUUAGGUUCCGGAUAGAAUGGCAGCGAUUAACGAUGGGGCUUAUUGGCAUAGGCUGUUCAUCCGGAAAGUUAGUGGCGGCCACUUAUUUCUAGUGGCCGCCGCUAACUUUCCACAAAUAAGCGGCGGCCACCGGUCUGGAAUUGGCAGAUACUAGUUGGUCAUUUGUAGGCGAUAGCAUUUAAGCCGGGGAUUUUUCCAAGGCAGGGGCCUUUUCCUAUACUCUGUUUUGAGAACACACCUAUAGCUCUGAUGUGUGGAACGAUUGUUGAAAUAGGUCCAAGUACUGUUGUCUUUGGUAGAUCAUUGGGAAGAGUGUUAAACAAUAUGAGAAUCUGGAGAGCGCCCGGAGUGAGGGGAAAGGUGUCAUGCGUAUAGAGUGUUGACGGUUUCCAACGUUCGGAAGGAGCUAGAGGGGAGGGAAGACUUACUGCAGCAGGGGCUGGUAGUCUUAAGGACACGGGAUAUCGUGUGUACACUUGACUCCGGGAUAGGGCCGGUUGCUUCCUGGUGAUAGGAUUAAAGCCAGGUUACUAACUGCAAACCAGUCCGGAAGUUGGAGACAAAGUCGGAUUAGAUAUUAUUACCAUUGUCUAAAAGGGGGAAAACUGUAGAUCUUCUGUGGGAACGAACACGGAGUGGUUUACUUUGAGAGAUAUUUAGUGUAAACUAAGUGAUUUUUGAAGGAAUACUGAUGUCACGCCGUG
Messenger RNA from Marchantia polymorpha subsp. ruderalis, 4508 nucleotides. The record is from the annotation of a GenBank genome assembly. NCBI's taxonomy places the organism in Eukaryota, Viridiplantae, Streptophyta, Marchantiopsida, Marchantiales, Marchantiaceae.